Nerophis lumbriciformis (worm pipefish) is the source of this 2843-nucleotide messenger RNA. RefSeq names its product glypican 5c (gene gpc5c). The record is from RefSeq and is a predicted model, not a curated record. Gene Ontology annotation, biological process: cell migration; regulation of protein localization to membrane; positive regulation of canonical Wnt signaling pathway. NCBI's taxonomy places the organism in Eukaryota, Metazoa, Chordata, Actinopteri, Syngnathiformes, Syngnathidae. Gene Ontology annotation, cellular component: cell surface; extracellular region; plasma membrane.
CCCACGGAGCAGAGCGCACACCUCCUGACCAAUAAUGUGAGAACCCCCAUCCUCGCUUCUUCGGCCUCCAGUGACGCACAUACCUCCUCACCCCCAGCCCAGCAGGCUCCAUCCAGCAGGCUCUCGGCGGCGCGGGCAGGUGUGACAUGCGGCCAUGUCCCGUGCAGGAAUAUGCCCACGCGUGAACUCCCGCGGACCUUUUUGGAUUUUGCCAGCGGUCUUAUUGGCGGCCAGCGCGCUCCACGCGGGCGCCUACAGCUGUCAUGAGGUGAGGACCGCCUUCCAGCUGAGGCAGGUCGGACCGUCCCACCGGGUCCCGGAGACACCUGGCACAGAUGUGGAUCUCUUGGUCUGCAAGCACCAGGGUCCAUCUUGCUGUACCCGGAAAAUGGAGGAAAGCUACCAGUUUGCAGUAAAGCGAGAAACACUCCACAACAUUUACUCGUACAGCUACGAGCUGAAGCACCUGAUCUCUAGCCACUCCGAUGCUUUCCAGGACAUGUUCCAGUACUUGCUGUCGUUCUCCCAAGGACACCUGAGUUCUCUGCUGGAGGGGACCUACGCACCCCUUUCCAGUCAAGCAUUGCCCCAUGUGAACCAGCUCUUCGCGUCACUCUCCCUUUACCUCCGAGGGGCCAACGUCUCCGCGGAGGCGACUGUCCACCAUUUUUUUAAUGACCUGUUCCCACUUGUCUACACACGACUGAUCAAUCCAGGCAUGGUGGGCAGCAAGGCGGUGGGACCUGAAAUGACCGACUGCCUACGUAUGAUCAGGCAGGACGUUAACCCGUUUGGAAGUCACCCGGCCGUCAUGGCCCAGGAGCUCGUCGAGGCAAUGAGCGUUGGCCGGCAACUCAGCGUGGCCCUCGAGGAAGGAAUGGAUGUGCUGAACGCCACGGAGCAUGUCAGUUUAAGCAAAGAGUGCAUGAAAGGCCUGGUGAAGAUGGUGUACUGCUCCCAUUGCAGAGGCUUGACUCUGAUUAAACCCUGUGUGGGUUACUGCCUCAAUGUUAUGCGUGGCUGCUUGGCCAGCAUAUCUGAACUGGAUCAGCCUUGGAGGAGAUACACCAACUUGCUGGAGCAGCUAACCCACGGAAUGGUGGGCCACCACAGCCUUGAGCUGGCACUGCUCGGAGUUCGGGGUCACGUCAACGAGGCCUUGCUCUACGCACAGCUUCACGGUCCCCUCAUCACAGCCACAGUAGACAAGGUGUGUGGCCUGUCGACCGGGGCGCCUGCCGGCAUGCAGCCUACCAGCCCGGGGGUCCCAACCUCCAGCGUGACCUCGUCGACCCCGUUUCCUUCUGCUGCCCCUUUGAAACCUCUGCCAGAGCAGUGGCUCGGGCAGCUCGCCCAUUUGAGGAGCUCACCCCCACUGAAACCCUCCAAGAACAAUAAACAUAGUCUGAGAACCCUUUCUAGGGAGUUUCUGAUGUACCUGCAGCGCUACAAGUCCUUCUACGCCGCCUUGCCGGAGAUGCUGUGCGAGGGGGAGAAUGUGGUGGACGAGGCUACAUGCUGGAGUGGAGAUGGUGUGGUGGAGAGUUACACUGGCAGAGUGGUAGGAAAUGGUCUGCAUGCUCAGAGACAGAAUCCUGAGGUCAAAGUUCGCAUCCCGAACCUCGCACUCGCCGAAGUUAAGGAGAGGCUGGAAACCUUCAACCAGGAGACCCAGGAGAGAUUUCCGAAUCUGGGCCAGACAGAGACCUGGGAGGAUCUGGGGAGUGGGGCAAGCGAGGGCAGCGCCACAGAUUGUGACGAUGAAGACGGAUGCCAAGCCUCAGGAGACGGUGCAGACAAGACCUCUCACACAAAAGGCUCCAGUGAAGUGGGAUCCAUCGGCCCCGGGACGGAGGGCUCCAAGCCCCCCUCAGUGCGGGUGAUCGGGGCCUCGCCGCCCGCCGUCCGGCCAGGACCCUGCGGCCUGGCGCUGCUUCUUGCUGCACUUUGCUCACAAUGGACUCUCUUCUGAUGCGGACCCCCACGCCUCAACCACCAUCUUUCCUCCCGCCGGGCGCCGGGCGGGACAGAAAGACCGGAGGAUUCUAGUCCUGGAGCACGUCUCCAAACAGCAGCUUCCUCUGUAAGGAAAUGGGCGGGACGUGCGUGUGUGCGUGCACCAACCAACGCAGCCCUUCACUCUUAAAGACACGCCCCUCGGUGAGGUUUCCACGUACGCCAAUUCCCUUUACACUUUUAUUGCUUCCGCCCGCGCACACUCGCUCCUUGGAAAACCUAUUUCCUGUCCGUGGGUUAUGGAAGGCGUGAUAGAUUGAUGAAUCGGUUUCAGGCACCCAAACUCGACCGAGUGUGUUUCCUGGCGGCCGUUUAGAAUGUAGUGUGUGUGCAGGCCAGCAGCCCUCACACACACAUGUGUGUGUGUGUGUGUGUGUGUAUGUGAGUCAGUGUAUGUACUUUCAGUUUCUAUGCAAACAAACCAGCGACUUAAAGGAAGCAGCGAGAGAGGAAGAAGCGUGCAGGUUUUUAUUGACUUGAUGAAUGAUUGGCGUGCAUCCUGGGUUGUUUGUGGAACUGCUCCUUGUUGCAUGUUGUCAACCCGACAUGAUUUAGCCAAGCAUGCCAGGACCUUACAGUAGGGAAGGGAUUCAUAUGGGCCCCCAUUCCAGGGUGGUUUUUCAAUUUUGCAAUUCUGAAAACGAUGGAAAGUGCCACUCUACAUAGCAACUGAUGCUGUGGUGGAAGGUGGAAACACAACACUACUGCAGGGGUGUCAAACUCAUUUUAGCUCAGGGGCCCGCGUGGAGGAAAAUCUAUUCCGGACUGAUAAAAUCACGGCAUGAUAAUUAAAAAAUAAAGACAACUUCCCCCCAAAAAAAUUUUGU